Pollicipes pollicipes is the source of this 971-nucleotide messenger RNA. Its product is annotated as innexin inx2. The transcript has 6 exons. The record is from RefSeq and is a predicted model, not a curated record. The coding region runs from base 21 to 971 and encodes 316 amino acids. Gene Ontology annotation, molecular function: gap junction channel activity. Lineage: Eukaryota; Metazoa; Arthropoda; Thecostraca; Pollicipedomorpha; Pollicipedidae. Gene Ontology annotation, cellular component: plasma membrane; gap junction.
CACCUCGGUUGCCAGGCAAGAUGGCCGUCGCUGAGGCCUUCGGCGAUAUUAUCAAGUUCAUCAAGGGCAAGGGACCGGACGGGGUCCGCAUCGACAAUAAACUGUUCCAGCUCCACUAUCGGCUGACCACAUUCAUCUUCCUUGCCUCGUCAGCGAUGUUGUGCACCAGCAGCCUGUUCGGCAGCCCAGUAACGUGUCACCACGCCGACCCAGACCGCAUCUCCAACGACGUUAUCAACACUUACUGCUGGAUCACCACCACCUACACGCUGCCGCAGCUGCUGGACAAGUCCGACCAGUACCCGCACAGUGACAUCGCCUACCACGGGAUCGGGGGCGCACAGGCAUCAGCCUUCUACCUGCCGCACUGGCUGUGGAAGCUGGUGGAGGGCCGCCGGCUGAGCUCGCUCCUGCAGGAGAUGCAGCUGCCCGUCAUGGACCCCGAAGAGCGGCGGACGCGACUUGCCAACCUCGUGCAGUAUCUGGCGCAGACGCUCGGCUCCUACAACGGCUACUUUUUCCGCUUCGUCUUAUGUGAGCUGUUGAACGUCGCAACCGGCGGACCGGGCGCCAGUCCGAUGACGGAGGUAUUCCCCAAGCUGACCAAGUGCAACUUCCAGCUGGUCGGCGGCUCGGGCAGCGUCGAGUCCAUUGACUCAAUCUGCGUGAUGGCACUCAACAUCCUCAACGAGAAGAUCUACCUGCUGCUCUGGUUCUGGCUGGUGCUGCUGGCCGCCGCCAGCGUACUGGCCUUCGCCUGGCGCUGCGCGCGCGGCUCGCCGAACGUGCACGACCUGGAGGACCUGGUGGAAAGCGUCCGUCUCGGUGACUUCUUCCUGCUCUCGCUGCUUGCCCGCAACAUGGACCUGGUGGCGUUCCGGCAGCUGGUGACCGAUCUGGGCGCGUGCCGUGACCCACGGUCAGGGUCGGAGGGUGAGCAGGGUCACGGCCCCGUCGGCUGGGGUCGGUGA